UAAUACAGGCAACCCCUCAAAAAAGGCCUCGCCAGUUUCAACAACCGAAACAAAAGCAUCACAAAAGCCAGUUGAGAACAACCCAAUCUCUUUCAACCAAUCUUCGGCGCCAAUCCCCUAACCAGAUUAUGUUCCAUCCUCACUUCUAUUCCCUUCAAUCCACUUAAAAUCAUCUUCCCAGUUCUUUUUUUUUUCUUAGGAGAGGGAGAAAAUUUUUCUGCUUACAGAAUGUCACGCUCGAUCCCACCGCUGCCGCCUCCACAGCAGCAACCGCCGUUGAUCCACCACCAGCAUCCUUUACCCACGCAACUCAUCUUCCCGCCCGUUGCAGCCGUCACAGCGGCCUUUUCAAUCUUAUUAGUUCUAUCCUUGUGCCUUCGCAAAAUCCGGCGUGAACGUACAGUCCCUGCCGACUCCAAGCCUCCACACCGGUUCUCUUACUCCAUCCUCCGUCGUGCCACCUCCUCCUUUUCCACCUCUCGCCUCCUCGGUCAAGGCGGCUUUGGUUCCGUCUACCGCGCCACCAUCCCUAACAACCACCACCCCAACAAAAACGACAAUCAAACCGUCGCCGUCAAGAUGAUGGACGCCGGUUCCCUCCAAGGAGAACGCGAGUUCCAAAACGAGCUCUUCUUCGGUUCAAAACUAGACUCUUCCCUCGUCGUCUCAGUCCUCGGCUUCUCUUACGAACGAAAGCGACGCCGCAUGCUCCUGGUUUACGAGCUCAUGCCUAACGGCAAUCUACAAGACGCCUUGCUUCAUCGAAAAUGUCCAGAAUUAAUGAACUGGAAACAAAGGUUUUCGAUUGCUGUUGAUAUUGCCAAGGGACUUGAAUAUCUCCACGGAUUGGAUCCUCCGGUAAUUCACGGAGACAUUAAGCCUAGUAACAUUUUGUUGGAUCAGUAUUUUUCAGCCAAAAUUGCGGAUUUUGGAUUAGCAAGGUUGAAAUCAGAGGAAAUUAAAAUUGAAAUAGUUGAGGAUAAUGGAUCUGUUGCAGAAACUGAGAGUGUGGCUACAGGAACUGAGGAGUUCAAUUUGGCGGUUGAUCAAUCGCCGGGUUCGGUUAUGGAAUCGCCGGAAAAUGCGGAGGUUGUUACAGUUGCAGUUUCUCCAGAGACAGUGGGGGUGGCAGUUGCGAUCUCUCCUGAAAUGAUGGAGAAGGGGAGUGUUUCGGAGGGGAAUUUCGAUAGGGCUAGUGUGGAGAGUGGAAAAGAAUUGAUGAGUGGAGGGAAGCAGUGUGGGAAAGGGAUGAGGAAUGGUUCCGGUAGGGAUUGGUGGUGGAAGCAAGAUACCGGGGCGGUGACGGAGAAUGGGAAAGUGAAGGAUUAUGUGAUGGAAUGGAUUGGGACUGAGAUUAAGAAGGAGAGACCUAGUAGUGAUUGGAUUGCUUCGGUGGCUUCUUCGAGUAGUGAAACGAAUGCCAAAUUGGAGAAGAAUAAGAAGAAGGGUACAAAACGAUUGGAAUGGUGGGUGUCAAUGGAGGAAGAUAAGGAAAAGAAUGUAAAGAAGGAGAAGAGGAGACCGGCAAGGGAGUGGUGGAAAGAGGAGUACUGCGAAGAGCUUGCGAAAAAGAAUAAAAAGAAGAAGAAGAAGAAGAGACAGUUGGGGAUGUACGAUAGUGAUGAUAUUGUUGGUGGGGAGAAUUGGUCGCCAGUUGAUGACGAAUUGUAUACAGAGAGCAAGAAGAAGAAGAGUAAAAGAAGUAGGAGUAAAGGUAGCUUUGGAAGUGUGGAUUGGUUAUGGGAUGGGCUUAGUGGUGAAUUAUGGAGAGCUCGCCGGAACAGUAAUGAUUCAUUCAGUGGGGAGAUUCCUAAGAGUGGUGGUAUUAGCAGUACGCCCAGUAUGAGAGGAACCGUUUGCUACGUUGCUCCUGAAUACGGUGGCGGCGGGGAUCUAUCAGAGAAGUGUGAUGUUUAUAGUUUUGGGGUUCUACUGUUGGUUUUGAUAGCAGGGAGGCGACCCCUGCAGGUUACAGGCUCACCUAUGUCGGAGUUUCAGCGGGCCAAUCUGAUUUCUUGGGCGCGGCAUCUUGGGCGAACAGGAAAGCUGAUUGAUUUGGUUGACCAGAGUAUACAGUCUCCGAACAGGGAACAGGCUCUUUUGUGUAUCACAGUUGCGUUGCUUUGUUUGCAAAAAUCACCUGCUUGCCGGCCUUCCAUGAAGGAGGUUGUGGGCAUGCUCACUGGUGAGGCAGAGCCGCCUCAACUACCAACCGAAUUUUCCCCAUCACCGCCAUCACGAUACCCAUUUAAGUCUCGUAAGAAGGUCCGGUGAGUUUUUAGUGCCCAGCGGUAAAUUUUCUUCAAACAGUAGCUUGGUUGCCGUAGAUCAUUGUUUAAUCAUCUUUGUGGAUGCUCAUGGUAAAGAAAUCUUAGUAAUUUUGUUUUCCAUCUAAAAUCCAAUGGUUUUCAAUUCCUUACCACUUGCUCUUUUGUUGAUGUUACUGCUAUGGCCUACAAAUUCAUAUUAAUACAUUACAAAAUAUUGUUGCCUUUCUGUAUCAAAAUUGUGAAGAUGCAAAUCAAGACACUGAUCCCUCAAAUUUUCUCUCUAAAGUUUCUCACAUGCCAUUAGUAUCUGGUUUUGUUUAUAAUGAUAACUUGUAUUUUUACUGAUGGGACCAUCAUGUGACAAUUUCAUCCGUUUUCUUUGAUCUAAACAAGUUGCUCUCUGCUUUUUUAUCUUUUCAACUUUUUGGCUUUUAAGUUUCUUGCUGCUCCACCACUUGUAAGUUACGGACCUUUUCACCGUACCGUGUUUGAGUUGCGUUCAGCUAGCUAACCUCCAGUACUUGUCCUAUUAACAAUCCUCAAUGCACUAUUAAGGCCUGGCUGAAGCUGACCACUCACACAUGGAAUGAACACCACUGAAGUUCAUGUGUGAACAGUUCUAACAGCUGCAUUGAAGAUGAUUGGUUGGAAAUAUGAAGGGGAUCUAACCUUUAUCAUUCAUGGUUCAGACUUAUAUCGAGCAAUGCCUGCUUUGACCGUUGGAGAUUAAAGAAAAAAAACUGCAAAUUGCAUAAAAAUUGCCAACAUGCUUGCAAUGUAACAGUAAAAUGAAUGGGAUUUAUUUUAGGCAAUCAAUACAAGCGUUGGCAUUAGUUUCAGUUCUAUUCAGCAAGAAAAAAACUGACGCUUGAAUUAGAGGAUGGUGAAGGAAGGGUACUCGUCCCUUCCAAAUUUAGGUUGGCUGGUUCAAAAAGUUGGCAUAUUCA
This is a messenger RNA of Durio zibethinus, 3217 nucleotides long. Lineage: Eukaryota; Viridiplantae; Streptophyta; Magnoliopsida; Malvales; Malvaceae. The record is from RefSeq and is a predicted model, not a curated record.